UUCUUGUUGGGUUGGGUUUUUAUUCGAUCUAUUAAGUUUUUGACACGAUCAAAUUCAAAUGACAGCCUCCUGAAGUUUCCUCCUUGGAGACACCUGCUCUCUCUUCAACAUGAGGAACUGAUUCAUCACCAUCAAGCAGAGCUCCGCCCCCCCGACCCACAGGGAUGCAGAUUGGUCAUCAGGUCACUGGUAGGACCCCUCUGCAGAUCCCACCCCAGCCGAUCCUGCAGGACACCAUCCUGGUCCGAGCCUUCAUCAACCCCAGACAGGAGAUGGAGGGCCCCCCCCAGCCUCAGACACCGCCGCCCCCCCGGACCUGCAGCCCCCUGGGAGCUGCUGGGAGGUCCUGCUGGAGCUUGGACACGCGGGUGGCCGUGCUGCUGCUGACUCUGGCCGGAGCCGUGAUCCUGCUGCUGCUCUACAGACUCCUGCAGGUCAGACACAGGCUGAGCGUGGCGAGGGCGAGGAACGCUCUGGAGUACCAGGGCUUCUACCGCACAGCCACCUACACCCUCACACACCCGGCACCACCGGGUCAGGACCUGCCGCCCAAGGUCAAAACCGUCCCUGACGCUGACCCGAGGGUCCAGACUGUCAUCACAGUGACACCUGUUGCCAUCGUCCCUCUGCCGCCUGUAGCUAGUCCACCUCCCCCCCCGCUGCCGCUGCCUCCACCUCCCGCCCUCCAUCCACCAUCUCCCCCAGCGACACCUCCGGUCCCGGCCAUCCUCCUCCACCUGCCGGUGAUCCACACCACCCCCCCCAGCCCUCACCUGUCGUGGGGCGCCUGCUCGGACGCAGACGUCUACUCUCGGAUCGGAGCCUUCCGGGCGUCCCGGCUCUCCAGCCUCUCCAACCUCUCCAGCGGGUCCAAGGUCAUCCUGUUCGAACACUCGUCUCUCUGAGCGCCGACGUGGAUCCUGAGUGGAGACACAUGAAGUGUCGUGAUUAGGGUUGCAAAAUUCUGGGAAUAUUCAAAGUUGGAAACUUUCCAUGGGAAUUAACAGGAAUUAAUGGGAAUUAACGGGAAUAUACGGGAAUUAACGGGAAUAAACGGGAAUAUGCCGGAAUUAACGGGAAUAAACUGGAAAUGU
Messenger RNA from Limanda limanda (common dab), 1094 nucleotides. Its product is annotated as protein tonB2. Lineage: Eukaryota; Metazoa; Chordata; Actinopteri; Pleuronectiformes; Pleuronectidae. The transcript has 3 exons. The record is from RefSeq and is a predicted model, not a curated record. The coding region runs from base 165 to 905 and encodes 246 amino acids.